Molecule: messenger RNA, 1116 nt
Organism: Paraphaeosphaeria sporulosa
Lineage: Eukaryota; Fungi; Ascomycota; Dothideomycetes; Pleosporales; Didymosphaeriaceae
Exons: 2
Coding region: 96-992 (298 amino acids)
Source: RefSeq, a predicted model, not a curated record
UUUCACUCAGGACUGGAAGGGCUGGGAUGCCUUCCGUCCGGGACCGACACGCGUCGUAGAGAGCUGGUUCUGAUUCUCUCGCACCAGCAUCAUCCAUGGGCUUGCAUUUCACAGCAAGGCGUUCGGGGCGUUGCACAAACACCACUUUAUCUCCCCUCCCAUCACCAUUACCAUCACGUUUACGACCAACCAAAAAGUUCUUGUUUUCUUGUCUUUCUGCCGGCAUACCACACAACCAGCGAGGAGUUCAUACUGGGCACCAAACUAUCCUCGCGAGAGGGCUUGGCUUGCCUACACGGCUUGCUGCAUUUCUUGUUUUUAUUUUGACAUGUUUUCACAACCAGCGGCGAAGGAUAUACCCAGGUGCCGGUGAGGGCUUUCGGACUACAGGUCCACUUUGUCUAUGUAGUUUUUAUUACAGGAGGGGUUCUCCGGGAUGGAGGCCUUUUGAAUCGAUACGUUUGAGACGUCUCAUCAGUGUGCUUUGCUCUGCCUGUGCAUGUGUGAAGCGGUUCAGAGUGGAGGAUAGUGACGACUCGAUGAUGCUGGAGUCGCAUCAUGGCUCUUGGUAUGACCCCGGUAUGUCGUCCUUCCAUAGCUUUUGCCUUUCCUUGCCUUGCCCUACCCCGCAGCCACACCGCGCCUCAUCCCGUCUCGAAUCAAACCGUGCCCUUGGCUCCUUCUCAACCCCUCUCCUCAACUGCACCUCGGACGUUGGCGUCCCCUCCGUAGUCUCGUCGGCCACCUCCGCCCAUACCGCGCUAGCCCCAAGCUGGAAAUCCCUCUCCCAUCACGCGCGCGUUCCUGGUUUCAGCGCCAAGCUCAGCGCGUCAUUGGCGCAGCCCGCCGAUCGUUGUGCCACACACGCCUCGAUCUGUGGCGGUCAUCCAGACGUCGGUGCGCCGGGCUUGGGCUCGGAUGUCGGGGGGAAAAGAAGAAAAAUUUCGAAGUGGGAAGUGGGAAAGUGGAGUGUGAAGAAUUCUUUAGUGUAGCGGAGGAGGGCGCUGGCGGGCUGCGGCGGGAGAGCAGCGCGCGGUGGGUUCUGGAAUCCUGCCGUGGGGUGGGCUAAGAAUAGAGUGGAGUUGUUUUACUUGAAUUUUAAACUUGCAGGUGGGC